Ustilago hordei is the source of this 1056-nucleotide messenger RNA. RefSeq names its product putative proline iminopeptidase. Gene Ontology annotation, molecular function: aminopeptidase activity. Bases 1 to 1056 code for a protein of 351 amino acids. NCBI's taxonomy places the organism in Eukaryota, Fungi, Basidiomycota, Ustilaginomycetes, Ustilaginales, Ustilaginaceae. Gene Ontology annotation, cellular component: cytoplasm. The record is from RefSeq and is a predicted model, not a curated record. Gene Ontology annotation, biological process: proteolysis. The transcript has a single exon.
AUGUCAGCUUCAGACAACAAGACCAAGCUCGGCCUGCACGCUGCUGAUGUCGUCGACUACUCGGAGGCCGCUCGCUCGCUCUGCGGCUACAAAGACUCAUUGCGCCAGCCAUACCCUGCCAUCGAACCCUUCGAAACCGGUAAACUCAAAGUGGAUGAUCGUCACACCAUCUACUACGAAUGGAGCGGUAACAAGGACGGCUACCCCAUCGUCUGCCUUCACGGCGGACCUGGUGGAGGAAUCUGGUCCGAGGAACGACGAUGGUUCGACCCUUCUCACUACCGUAUUCUCUCGUUCGACCAGCGUGGUGCAGGCAAGAGCACCCCUCACGCUGACUUGGUUGACAACACUACCUGGCAUCUCGUCUCCGACAUUGAAGCACUUCGCGAGAAGCACGGCAUCUCCAAGUGGCACGUCUUUGGUGGCUCUUGGGGCUCUACGCUCUCCCUCGCCUAUGCUCAGUCCCAUCCUGACCGCGUCAGCGCCCUGAUCCUCCGUGGUAUCUUCACAUUGCGCAAGUCCGAGCUUCAAUUUUUCUACCAAAACGGUGCAUCCCACCUCUUCCCCGAACAAUGGGAGCUUUACCGCGACGGCAUCCCCGAAGCCGAGCGCAACGACUUCAUCACCGCCUACCACAAGCGUCUCACCUCCGACAACUCUGCUGUCCGUCUAGACGCCGCUCGCAGAUGGAGCACUUGGGAGAACUCAACGUCCAAGCUCUACAUUGAUGAGAACAAUCUCGCCAAGGGCGAAGAGGACAACUGGGCGUUGGCCUUUGCAAGAAUCGAGAAUCACUACUUCAUCAACGAAGGCUGGAUGAAGGACGGCCAGCUGCUCAAGAAGGAGAACGUCGACAAGAUAAGGCACAUCCCAGCGACGAUUGUGCAGGGCAGAUACGAUGUGGUCUGCCCGGCAACCACUGCAUGGGAGUUGCACAAGGUCUGGCCUGAGGCUGAAUUCCACAUGGUGCCGGACGCUGGUCACUCAGCUAAGGAGCCUGGCAUCACAGACAAGCUUGUAAAGGCGACCGACAAGUAUCGCUCCAUCAAGGCUUGA